GAGACAGAGAGAUAGAGGGAGAGAGGGUACUCAAAAUUUGAUGGAGGGUUUCGUGGAUCUCUCUCGCUGCUGCUGAUCUCCGGAGGCUGGGCUUUGUUCGUCUUCGGCUUCGGCUUCGGCUCGGAAGGAGUGAAACGGGGAAGAUCGCGAUUUUCCGAAGGCGGAAAGGAUGGCCGGAUCGGACGAGAACAACCCGGGCGCGGUCGGAGGUGCGCUCGUUCGAGACGGCUUGCGGGUCGGGGCGGGCAAGAUUGUCGCGGGGAAUGGUCAGCAGAGACGAGCUCUGGGCAACAUCAACAGCAACAUCAUUGGGGCUCCUCCUUAUCCGUGCGCAAUCAACAAGAGGGUCUUGUCCGAAAAAAAUGUCAAUUCUGAAAACGACCUUCCCAGUGGUGCGCAUCGGCCGAUUACUAGGCAGUUUGCUGCUCAGAUGGCUUACAAGCAGCAACUUAGACCUGAGGAUAACAAGAAGACGAUCCAAUCAGUCUCAAAUCCCAGCAAAUAUGAAGAUUGUGCCAUCUUAGAUGCAGAUGACGACAAGAUGGCUGAUGACUUUCCGGUGCCGAUGUUUGUGCAGCACACUGAAGCAAUGUUGGAAGAAAUUGAUCGGAUGGAGGAGGUUGAGAUGGAAGAUGUAGCUGAAGAACCUGUCACGGACAUUGACAGCUGUGAUAAGGAGAACCAGUUGGCUGUUGCUGAGUACAUUGAUGACCUAUACAAGUUCUAUAAGAAAGCCGAGGCUUCCAGUUGUGUUCCCCCGAACUACAUGGAUCAGCAGCAGGAUAUUAAUGAGCGGAUGAGAGGUAUACUAAUUGACUGGCUGAUUGAGGUUCAUUACAAGUUUGAAUUGAUGGAUGAGACCUUGUAUCUUACGGUCAAUCUCAUCGAUAGAUUCUUAGCUGUCCAACCUGUAGUGAAGAAAAAACUCCAGCUGGUAGGGGUAACGGCCAUGCUUCUGGCAUGCAAAUACGAAGAAGUCUCAGUUCCAGUUGUGGAGGAUCUCAUUCUAAUUUCAGACAAAGCUUAUAGCAGGAAAGAAGUUUUGGAAAUGGAGAGGCUGAUGGUGAAUACUUUGCACUUCAACAUGUCAGUGCCCACUCCUUAUGUUUUCAUGAGGAGGUUUCUUAAAGCUGCUCAAUCUGACAAGAAGCUCGAGCUCCUGUCAUUCUUCAUCAUCGAGCUUUCCCUGGUUGAAUAUGAGAUGCUGAAGUUCCCACCCUCUUUAUUAGCUGCUUCUGCAAUCUACACUGCUCAGUGUACAAUAGCCGGAACCAAACGGUGGAGUACGACAUGCGAAUGGCACACCAGCUACCCAGAAGCACAGCUCCUGGAAUGCGCCAGAUUGAUGGUCACUUUCCAUCAGAGGGCUGGAUCGGGGAAGCUCACUGGUGUGCACCGAAAGUAUAGCACAUCCAAGUUUGGUCAUGCCGCGAGAACUGAGCCCGCUAACUUCCUCUUAAACUUCCUUUUGUAAUAGGGUUGCGUGGUCGCGUACUUUACCUAAAUCAAACAUCAAAAAACUGACUUUUGGGGCCAGGGUGGGGGGCUUAAAAAAGUAUAGCAACAUAAGUUGCCCUGGGAGUAUUCCUUAUAUCCCUUGAACAUAUGUGAUGCUGAUCCAUUUGAGCGUUUUAUCUGAACCUGACAGUGUAUAGCCGUUGUUUGUUGACACUGUUCCUUAGUUGCAUUUAUUCAUCGAUUUUCAUUUGUUGUCAA
Molecule: messenger RNA, 1716 nt
Organism: Syzygium oleosum
Lineage: Eukaryota; Viridiplantae; Streptophyta; Magnoliopsida; Myrtales; Myrtaceae
Product: G2/mitotic-specific cyclin-2
Exons: 12
Coding region: 170-1474 (434 amino acids)
Biological process (GO): mitotic cell cycle phase transition; regulation of cyclin-dependent protein serine/threonine kinase activity
Cellular component (GO): centrosome; nucleus; cyclin-dependent protein kinase holoenzyme complex
Molecular function (GO): cyclin-dependent protein serine/threonine kinase regulator activity
Source: RefSeq, a predicted model, not a curated record